AUGGCUCUGCAACGGGCGCCCCUCUUGUUCCUGGGAGCGGUGCUGGGGGCCUUCGUGCCCGGGACCUGCUGCGGCUCUCUCUCACACUCCCUGUGCUAUUCCUACCUCCAUCUGUCAGAGCCCAGUCAGGGGCCGCCUCAGUCCUUCAUUGGGGGCUACUUGGAUGACCAGCCCAUCUCUCGCUUUGACAGCCACACCAGGAAGAUGGAGCCUCUGGUGUCCUGGGUGAAGGAGGUGGAGGAGGGGACCUUUCUGCCCUUUGAGUCGGUCUUCAGGGCCGACCUGGAGAAGUUAUCAAAACUGGGCCACAGGGCUGGAGGUGAGCAGAGGCAGCACCACCUUUGGCCUCCAAUGGAUUCAGGAGCCGUCAUGAAACUCUGCGCGGGGCUUUCUUGCAAGGUGCGCGGCUGCGCAGGCGCGCACCUUAGAGGGAACAGUGCCUGGAGGGGAGGGGGGCUGAGGAGAGGACUCCUCAGCCCUUCUCACCCACCUCUCUCCUGGACUCUUCCAGGGCUUCACACCCUGCAGGCGAUUUUGGGCUGCGAGAUCAAGAAAGAUGGGAACAAAGGAGGGUUUUUGCGCUAUGGCUACAACAGGUGGGAUAUCAUCAGCUUCCAGAAUGAGACCCUCAGAUUGGGAGCAGCUCAGCCUCAAGCCGAGAAGGUCAAGGAGGAUGAUGAUCCAGAGUGGUCUGAGAAAGUAAAUGUCUUCCUGGAGAAGACCUGCAUUGUUUGGCUGCAGAGAUACCUGUCCUACCGGAAGGAUGCUCUAAAAAGGGCAGAGCCUCCAGUGGGGAAGGUGACUCGCAAGGAAGUAGAUGACAGCCUGGAGAUCCUCAUCUGCCAGGCCUCUGGCUUCUACCUGAAGGAGAUCCAGGCCACUUGGAUGAGGGACAAAGAGGUCUGGAACAACGAGACCCUGCAUAGGAACGUGGCCCCCAACUCAGACGGGACCUAUUAUGUCCGGCUCAGCACUAAAAUCAACCCCAAGGAGAGGCAGCGUUUUCGGUGUCGCCUGGAGCACGAGGGCUUGCAGGAGCCCCUGGUCUUGGCUUGGCAGGACAAAACAGCUACAAUGUGGUGGAUCCCUGUGGCAAUUGUGGCCGCCAUAAACGUGGGACUUUGGAUUCUCUUCCUGAGAGCACAAGGCAUCCUGUGGCAGCUGGAGGUCCCAGAAGGCUCCGGAAGCCGCUCUGCCAAUAUGACACAGGCAAGAAAGGAAUCAGCCGUGGCUCAAAAGGUGGAGCUCCUGAGCAGGGCAGUUGGAGACGUCUAACCAGGACUGAAUAUCAGAAUCAGAAUGCAGCUGGAAGGGACCUUGGAGGUCUUCUAGUCCAGCCCCCUGCUCAAGCAGGAGAUUCAGACAAGUG
Messenger RNA from Thamnophis elegans (Western terrestrial garter snake), 1369 nucleotides. RefSeq names its product major histocompatibility complex class I-related gene protein-like. Gene Ontology annotation, cellular component: external side of plasma membrane. NCBI's taxonomy places the organism in Eukaryota, Metazoa, Chordata, Lepidosauria, Squamata, Natricidae. Gene Ontology annotation, biological process: immune response. The transcript has 6 exons. The coding region runs from base 1 to 1275 and encodes 424 amino acids. The record is from RefSeq and is a predicted model, not a curated record.